ACCAAAAAAGAAAACAAAAACCAAACAAAACAAAAACAAACAAACAAACAAACAAAACAAAAACAAAACAAACCUCAGAUGUCCUAAGAAAUUCAAACAGUGAAAACCAGCUGUGUUCUGCAGGCGGCAAGCGGCACGCGGCAGGCGGCACAGACAGCGGCGGGCCUGCGUCAGACCGUAACUACAGCAGCACAGCAAGCACGCGAGUCUGGCCGCUAACAGCAGCGUUCGGCAGCCAGCCUGAGCCCCUUUCACGCCCAGAAGCCCGGCACGUGCAUGUUUGUGCGCGUGCAUCACGUUGUGUCUGCCACCCGCCACUGCAGGCCCGAACCAUGGACGUCGGCGGCGUGUGGGCCUUGCGGGCUGUGAGCUUGAUGGGGCUGUCGUCCGCCUUCUACACCUUUCAUUAUCUUUGUUUUGGACUGUGUGCCACGUAAAACAUCUAUAUACAUAAAUAAAACUUUAACGGAAAUAAAAGAAAAAAAAAACUAAUCCGAAUCUGGACCACGAUGUGCGUGCGUGUGUGUGUAGCGACACGAGUAAUUAGAAAUUUGGAGAGGCGAAUUUCGACAGGAGUGAUAAAUUCUGUAAGGAGACAUUGAUGUGAAGCUGUAUCACCACGCUGGACAGCAGGACAGCCGGACUUCCCUUGCAGAUACUAAUACCUUGGUACCAACAGGCAGGUGAGAAGCAUCGCCGUGUAACCCACAUCCAGCCACCUUCGCAGACUCAGCCAGCCUGUCUUGGCACAAAGGGCGGGGGAAGCACCUGAGUCUAGUGAAAAAAAGCAACUCCCAUCCGCAGUCCCUGUCAGACGUACACCGACACAUCGGCUCAGACAGCACACCUGAGAAGGUCACAAUACCUGAGCAGGUGCUGAGAGGAAACUCUACGCCCUAUUGUUUCCAAAAGUGAGAGGAGAUUUCUAACGGCGUCCGAUGUCCCAGGGAGUUAAACGGAUUUCUGACAGCUUCGGGUUUUCUCAUGAAGUCAGUCUGUUUUCCAAUAAUAGUGAGAAGAGGGCUGGCUAAUGAUAGAAACAGGGUAUACAGUUAAUUUCUACUUUCUGAAGAGUGCAUUUCCUGCUUUCCAGAUUUCCAAGAGCCGGUCCUUCCCUCGAUGCUCUUAUUCCGACCUUUACUUUUUGCUGUUCUUCGAGGGUAAAGGAGCCAUUACAGACCCAACAGCGCUUGCUGGGAUCUAAGAUAAUUUUACCGACUGCUAAAAAGAUAAUGUUCUCUAAAUCGCAUAAACAGGUGAAAAACACAAAAGAACAAUGUCAGGGCUCUGUCAAAGGUUCAGGAGUUUAGAAACCCUCCAGUCUUCACUCUUCCACCAGACACUCCAGUGUAGCUGUACACGAAGAUGUUGAAGUUCUGUCACAAAGGCCAGUCAAAGACUUUUGAUUAAAAUUGUGGCUAAUGUGAUUCAGGGAAAAAUUAGAAAUUCAGUUUGUUAACUGUUUUGAUGAUGAUGUGUACGAAACUGAAUGUUACAGCCGGCUUGUUCUUGAACAUUUCCACUAUUCCACUCCAGGAAACUGUGUCAUGUGUCCGUGUCUACCUUCACAAUAUUCAACAAAGUUUAUGUAUAAAGGUUAUACAAUAUACCUAUACGAGGAAUACUAUUUCUAGCUAACUUGGGCACUAAAGACUAAUGAGGAUACCCUGUAUAAAAACAAUGAAUGAUAUCUUGCCACAAGUGGAUUUCUCUCUCCACCAGUUGUAAGAAAGGACUUGUUUCUUCUGUAAAGCUAGACAUGGUCUGAGGAGGCUGACUGAGCAAGGCAUGUUUGAAGACUACACAAAGUCCAGUUGUGAGCCAUGAAAAUGAUACAAUGAGUGAUUAAAAACCCACAUUAGAAGCAGCUGUCUUUAAUGCCAACCCCUACUGAAGCGUGAGCAUUAUUCACUGUUUGUUCAAGGGCUCGUGUGGAAGGCUUCCGUUUAACUCCAGCGAAAUAUUAACUCGCCUUGUAAACUUUGUCUUUUUUUUUUAGCUUUUCUGAAGCUUCUAACAGGCAGAAAAUUCACAAUUAACAAAGGCUGACACAUCUUGUACCAAAAUCAGUUGCGAUAUAUCAAAACAAGAUAAAAGACACCAGAGAGGGGGAAGGAGAGAAAGAGAAGAAGGAGAGAAUCAGAAUGAAUGUCUAGUACAAGUGCCGUGUACAUUAGUCUGGAGGCAAACUUCAACAAUAUCAAGAGGUACUUGAGUCGAAUCUCUCAAAGCUGAUUAGCCGGCUGCACAGCUCCUGCAAGAUCGAGCUCCAGACUGACAUCACCAUGAUGAACCGCACGUCCCUGACAAGGAAAUUCUCCUUCAACGCUGGAAGAAAGAACUCCCGCGACAGCAAGCAGCAUCCUCCAGGCACCAAAGAACUGCCACAGAACCUCCACCACCACGGCUCGCAGCAUGAGCAGCAUCAGCAACACAGUCACCACCACAACGGUCUGCAGGACAAGCGGCAGCACAGCAGGCGAGAGAACACGGAUGUGGAGAGGGUGGUGCGGGGCAUCUUCGGGGACGUUCCCCUUACGGACACCGAGAGGCGCUUCCUGUCUGCAGCCGAGACCGGCCACCAGGUGUCGCUGGAGCAGUGCGUGGAGGAGAACGGCAGCCUCAACAUCAACUGCCGCGACUACCUGGGCCGCACGGCGCUGCAGCUGGCUGUGCUGGGGGAGCAUUACGACUGCAUCCAGUACCUGCUGGAGAAGAGCUCCAUGGACACCAUCGAGGAGGCUCUGCUGCACGCCAUCAAGACGGAGAAUGUCAAGGUGUGCGACAUGUUCCUGAGCCACCCCAUGUACUCCGACAAGAGAACCCGGAUGCAACUGGAGUUUCAGCAUGGCUUCUACGACCAGGAGGAAAGCAGUUCCAGCUUUGCCCCGGAAAUAACCCCCGUGGUGCUUGCCGCGCAGUGCAACAACUUUGACAUCGUCCACAUGCUCAUCCAGAAAGGCUUCACCAUCCAGAGGCCGCACCACUACUUCUGCUUCUGUACAGAGUGCUCCAACCACAAGACCUUCGACAGCUGCUUCCUGGAGAUGGCAGUACUCUAUGCCCUCCUGUCUAUGACCUAUGACCUUAGACAUCACCUGCUUGUCUGUCCAGGUUUGUUCACUCGAGGUCGGCUCAACGCCUACCGGGGCCUGGCCUCCCCCGCCUACCUGUCUCUCUCGUGUGACGACCCCAUCCUCACGGCAUUUGAACUCAGCAAAUCCUUGCAAAACCUGGCAGAGACAGAGAAGGAGUAUAAGAACGAGUACCGGACGCUGAGUGAGUCCUGCAAGAGUUACGCCGUUGACCUCCUCGGUCUGUGUCGCUCCAAUGAAGAGGUCAUGGCGGCGCUGCAUGGCGGUUCCGACACCAGAGACCUUUCCCGCAUUAAGAUGGCCAUCCGAUACGACCAGAAGAAGUUUAUCGCCCACGCCAGCUGUCAGGAGCAUUUGAUGAGCAUGUGGUAUUCGGGAGUACCCUGGUUCCAGCACCAGCCUUUCACCAUGAAGUUGUUUCUGCUUCCCUUGGGCAUCAUGUUCAUUCCAGUAACGGCCAUCGUUUACGUCUUUCUGCCGUAUUCGAGGGUCGGCGAGGUGCUGCGAAGUCCCUUCAUGAAGUUCGUCAACUACAUCUGUUCCUACACCGCCUUCCUCGUGCUCCUCUUUCUGGCCACUACACUGAACUCUUCCGCCACCGGUGACCUUUUCAGCGGCACAAGGGGCGUGGUCAAUAGCCUCAUCAUCUUCUACGUCUUAGGCAUGUUCUGGGCCGAGUGCAAGCAGCUGUGGGAGGAAGGCAUUCGCGGCUACUUCAGCCAGAUGUGGAACUACAUGGACAUCACCAUGCUGGCGCUCUACACGGCGGCCUACGCCAUCGAGGGCGUCAUAUUCACUAAAGUCAGAUUUCUCUCCAGCCUGCCUCACAAGAUUGGCGGGGACAUCAGUAUGGGUGGGGAGAACGACACUAUCCCUGACCCUCAGAUCCUGUCGCGCGUGCUGUUCUCCGUGGCCAACGUCAUGAGUUUCGCGCGCAUCGCCUACAUACUUCCGGCCAGCGAGACCUUCGGACAGUUGCAGAUCUCCUACGGCCGCAUGCUGCAGGACGUGGGCAAGUUCAUCUUCAUCUACUUCACCGUCAUGAUCGCCUUCAUCUGUGGUCUGACCAGCCUCUACAGUCUCUCCAAUAACGAGAACUUCAAAGACCUGAUGCAGACGACAAGCACCUUAUUCUGGGCAGCCUUCGGGAUGGGCAACUCGGCGGCGCCAAACAUUGAGCAUGAAGGGCGACACCACAUGGUGGAACUGGUCGGGUACAUCUUGUACGGCGUCUACAUACUGGGGGCUGUCGUCGUUCUCAUCAACAUGCUUAUCGCCAUGAUGAGCAACACGUUUGAGGAGAUACAGGAGUGCGAGGACAUCGAGUGGAAAUUCGCACGCGCCAAGCUCUGGAUCUCCUUCAUUGAAGAGGGAACAACUCUACCGAUCCCUUUCAACAUCGUGCCCACCCCCAAGUCCAUCCUCAAGCUCAUCUACAGCAUCAGAAACCUCUUCUCUGGAUGUUCGGCUGAACGUGCAGACACAGAUGACAAAGACGGAGGCUUCGAGAUCGAUUACAAGGCUAUCAUGCACAAGGUGGUUCUUAGAUACAUCCACAAGAUGAAGUUCGAGAAGAAAGGAGACAGCAUUAAAGAAGAAAUGCUGGACGCCAAGGAGGAGAUCAUCGCCCAGACCUACAACCUGUUUACUUCCCUGCACGUGCGUCUGGACGCCAUGGAGCGACAACUCCUGGCCGUGACGUCCGACGUCGCCAGCAAAGGUGUCUACUCUGCCCACCCCACCUACAUCAACGUCACCACCUACGCACCCGGCGGCGGUGCCCGGAUCCCUGCCCCGACGACCACCAGCACCGCGGGGGCCAACACCACCACCGUGGUGAGGUCCACGUCGCCCAGCCAGUUCGGCCACCACACACCGCUGCACAUGACUCGCUCUGUGCCGGGUGCUGUCGCCGAGGUGGCGAUGACGUCAGGCCUUCCAACUCCCGGCUUCUACGAGCCGCGGCGUGAGUUUGUCAGUCGACGAUGGUCGUACUAUCAGGACCGCUCCCGUCGCUCAGAACGCUACAAGGCGUCUCCAGAACAAGUCCUACCCGAGCCACCCAGCACUCAUCGAAAAGACAGCGUGCGCUCCGACAAACAAGGACGACAGCUGCAGCAACAACAGGAUCCAGACCACCAUCCCCAACUAUACCGACAAAUGGCGACCACCAGCGACCAUUCGCCCCCUCGUCAGCAGUUCCGGGAAGACAACUCCUCUGUGCGGCGCCAGUCGAGGAGACAAAGCGAUUACUCUCCCGUGCGUUACGCCGAGGGGAAGGGCCAUUCACCGGUUCGUCUUCAGGACAGGCCGGACUUCGACGAACGACUGGUCGAGCAAACAGAGCUGCGAGAACAGCAGCCGAGAGAAAAAAUUAGAGACAAGAGAGAAAUACAGACAACAUCCUUGCAGCACGUUGAGGGACCUUCCUCAUCCCUCCAUGCCCACUUCGGCGGUUCAAGAUCGUCGAGGCUCAACCCUCUGCACGGAGACCAGGCAUCACAGGCGCCGCGGGCGAGUUCUCCUUCCAGUACCGGCCUUGGGAAUCAGAUGUACGUGCACCCCCAGCCUCAGCCUCCGCCGCAGUCGCAGCCGCUGCAAGAUUUCAUCCUCCGUCCUGACCUGACCCCCACACGUGCGCAGCGGCCAGCACUACGGCGGGAGUUCAGCCGCACCGAGCGCCAUUACUCGCGCGGAGGAGCCGAUGGGAAGGGCAACAGGAGCCCCAGUCUCGGGGUUAGCAGCGGAGGUCAGGGAGGAGCAGGAGGGGAGGACAGAGACAGGGCCGCGCGCAGCCUGACCCCUCGCGCCAGCCCCAGUGCCUCCCCACUCCAGCCCAGCCCCACGCGCGUCAUUCCACAAGCGCUGCACGAGGCGAUGCUGGCGGAAGACCACCACGCGAGGACUCAGUCUCUGCACCGGAACCACAACCGCAGGUCGUCCAGACGGUCGCCGGCCUUGAAGGCGCAGAGGAGCAAAGAAGUCUGAGAAAUUCUGCAGCUCGAAUUUUCUCUCGUACAUGCACCAGCACGACCUGGUCAAGCCCCAGGAGGUGCGAAGGAAGUGCGGUUUUGUUUUUCCGCCUCUUCUGUCGUCUGAUCUCCUCAAAUCCAGCUUUUCUCUACCACCGGGGCUGAAGACAUACUUCUGGCUUACAGUUGACGGCUUUGGUUGACAGGAAGAAUCUGAUACCUCAGCAUAUUUCUCACAGGUCAUGUCUGCUAGCCGCUGGAUCAUCAAAUUUACUAAUGAUGCGAGGCCUCUUGCGGAAGAGAGAUGCUCCAGCGAGGGUCAGCCUGUAAAGCAGCACGUCUGCUCAUCAUCAUCGUGCACAGCGAUAAAAUAACUGACAAUAGACGGCCGAUGGUGUCAACUACUGAAAAGAUCGGUUUCUUCAUGACGCCCUAGUUCUCUCGAACAUUUUGUUGCUAUUCCAUGCCUGGUUUCAAGAUUUUGAGUUUUGCUGGUGUUUUUCCAGAAGAAAAACGAGAAAGCUGACUGUGUAUGGCUGAUUCGUGACCUCAUCCCAGUCCAGAAAUUUGUUUCCAGAAAUGGAAAGCAGUACAAUACUCAGGUACUGUUCUGCUGCGGGAGGCCGCGCAGGUGUUGAAGACCCAUUCCAAGUGGUCUGCUGUCCUUUCACGAUAAUGCACAACAAAGGUUGAACGAUAAUGCUUCUUGUUGUUUGUUGUUAUAAUUUGUUUAAAUAUCCCAUGAACGCCUGCGAAGUUUUGAAGAGGGAAAUGACGUCCAGGAAACGUUAAACGCCCCAAGACGGAAUGCGGUGACGUGUCCACGAACAUUGAUAGCGUGACAUCUGCUGUCAAACCGUAUACACCGAAAUGGAGAGACUGAGAGAGAACAUAGGUUGCUUGAAAACAAUUAUUUACGCUAGAAGUUCCUCUGCAGUCUGAUAGAUUAUAGUUUAUCUGAUAGUUUAUCUGAUAGAUUUUCUUUUUUUCUUUUUGGCUUGGAAAGAGCGAGCUGUGAGCAGCCACCGUUAUAUGUCUAUCCUGUGUGGUAUCCUCUGUAAGCUACUACCUGCACAUCAGCAACCAACCAAAACCAAUGUUGACACACCAAAGGACUACUCAUUAAUUACUUUUUCUUCUUCAAAGAAAGACAGCGAGAAAGGAAUUUAAGCAAAUUGUUGUAGUCCCCCUUUUAUGAAAGCACUGCUUUUUUGAAAUUUUUGUUUUUGUUGUUGUUUACUUCGAUUUUUUUUCCGCCUAGACUGUCAGAAGUUGCGGUCGUAGAUAUUGCAUUUAAUUAGUUGUCUUUUAUUUCCAGCCUCGAACAAGAAAUGAAUAUACGUGAAAAUGUUUGUGAUUUAUAACUAUGCUCUGUCGUGAACGCUUGCCUUCUCAUGUCGGUGGGCGUGUUGUUCGGCAGAAGGAGUUGAUGUCGCUGAGCUGUAAGUAUCUCUUCCUGUUUAAAACUGUCUGUGGCGCUGGCACUGCUCUCCGACCCUUCCCAUGGCUGAUGACGUCAGCACUCCGACUGCUUUUUUUGUGGAGCGGAAAUUUUCUUGUUCACGUUCAGAUGGGGUCGAACGUUCACUUGCCAAAUUCCGACACCCAAGGAUACAAACCUGUCUGUGCAUGCGCGCACUCCCAAGUCCCACGAAUACCCGCACGUGUGUGCAAUGAUGGACACAAUUCUUACCUACAAAACAGACUGUGUAAUACUACUCUUUAAAUUCUCCCCCUAAACCGUCUAUGCACUGCGCACCUGUUAUGACAUCACUAUCGAUGGACGACUGUUGGGCUGUGGUGGGCGUGGUCGGUGUAUGCAAAUACGUCACUUCCGUUUACACGCUAACUUCCUCGCAUUUUAUACAGUUCUGGUCCAUCCCUAGACGAUUCCACUAUGUUUCUUUUUCAUCUUUUAGUUUAUAGUUUUCGGCAAACAUUACCUUUGUUGAUAUUGUAACCUCUCUAGAGAAAAUUGAGUUCUCCGAGCUCUGGCUAACUAAGAUGGAAUUUUCCGUCUUUUGCGAAAAGAUCGUGUCCUGAAUAAACUUUCGUGUUUAAUAGUUUCUUUCUUUUCUCACAACCAUAUAACUUCUUAAUUAGCUUAGAGAUUAUUAAGUUUGGAACAAUGAAAGUUUUUCACUUGUACCAACCCUGAACUGUAACCUAUAUGAACAUUACAGUCAUUGUUUAUAAUUGACAUCUUUCACGAGCAUUGUCAUGAGAAACUUAAUACUAUCGUAUUCUUAAGAUUUUGGAAAAAUAUUAAGAGUGUGAGUUUCAUUUUUCGAACUACUACCUUUGCAGAUUUUAGCAGUUUAUAGGAUCUGUUUUCCUAGUCUUCACUGUGUCCACGAAAGCUCUUUGCAAAUAACGUGUUUUGCUCCCCUCUUCUAUAUUCAUCUAAUCUCUAAAUGUAUGGAACAGAAAAAUUACAUCACAAAUCAUCAAAUUUCGUGAGUGAGCACUCCUCUCCUUCCACAGGUCUAUUAUGGAUUGCUUAAAUCGGUUAUUUCCAGUGAUUAGAGACUAGUACUGGUGAUCAAGGUAAUUGCCUGGGCGUAUAAAGAAAUGUGGAAAAUUAUUAACUUGAAUGUGAAGAUGAUGGCCUUGUAUUAUUCAAAAGGAGCUGUUAUAGGAACUGUACCCCGUGUCACUGAGAAUUUUACUGACCCUCACAGUUUUUGUCACUAAUAAAAAACAAAACUUUUCAAAGUUUUAACUAAUUAUCUGAAAUCAACAAUGCAUCUAGAGAAGUUGGUUGGACUGACCAUUGUCUCUAUCGAGCAUGACCUGGUACCUUCACCAAAAGUAACUCUUUUGUUUAAACUUAAAGCAAAAUAGAAUGGAAAUAUCUUUUUAAAAUUUUAUUGUGGAUUUUUCUCCAUGGUUGGUUUGCAGUGAUGGCGCAGCGUCUGUUGCCUAAGAGGCGCAGCAGCUCCAUCACUGGCCCUACUGGCAGCUUCUGAUGGUGUUUGCAACAGUGGUAUGCAACGGCCAUGUAUAUGAAUAAGCUAUCUAAAAGUUUGCAACAGGAGUAUUGUGUGGGUGUGUAAAAUAAAACUGACGACAAAGACUUUUUUGAAAGUCUGUUUAACAACAGGCAAAAGAGAAAAGCGGAUAAAAUGAUUUUUUAUCUGCAGUAUAUACAUUGUUGUGAAAUCCGACUGGUGCGCGAUGAAUGAAUAAGACAGCCAUCUUUGACUUUUCUGCUUAGUAGAAAUCUAUUAGUGGGGAAAAAUCGCGAAAAAUUAAUAAUCUUCGUGGACGAAUUACAGUUGAUGUUCCUUUUUCUAUUCCUGAAAGCUCCCGCAGAAUCCCUUUCAUAGUAGUCCACUUGUAUCUCUUGAAAAGGUGAAAUACAAUUAAAUUUUCGUGUAGCAUCUUAACAUCCCUGAGCAUGCGCAGUCAGCAUCACGGAGAACAAAAUCUCGAGAGUUCUCGGUGACGUCACGGACGUAUUCUCGAAAUGCAUUAAAACUUAGCAUCCUGCGGCUUUCGUUCUUCCUGUUCAGUUUAAACAUCUACUUCAGCUAAACAGAUUGUCGAUAUUCUCCAUACUCUUAUUUAAAAUCCACAUUUUUCAUAUCCUGGGUGGAGUACAUACUGUACAUGUAGAUUUGAAUGGUGCCAGCUUCCCACCCGUUGUUCAAUUACCUGUUGUCAUGGAAAUCUGGCUUCUGAAUGUGGAAGUGUAGGACUAUAUGCUCGCUUUCCUGCCUCUUUAUCUUGUUUCGAGCGUGCUUGCUGGAAUUUUUUUUUUUUUUUGACAAAACUGUAAGUACCGGAUAUUUCUAGUGCAAUAAUUAUAUCAAUAAAUCUAUCAAUACAGUUGUAGCUGUGUGUCCAUCUUUCAGUCUCAAGUUGUUGAUGUCCUUUGUCAGUGUGCACCUGUAUGUAUCCGUUAUUAUGGUGUUUAUGGUCAAACUAGUGAAAACAACGUUAAACCAUGCAUAUUGUUUACACAACAAAGCAAUAGAUUUAUUUCAGUUUCCACAUAGCUCCUUUUCUUCCACAACACCAGCACAAAAUUACAUCUGAAAAUUCAGGUUAGAAAGAAUUUGCUCGCUUUGCUUCUGUGAAGCAAUGUAAUAUUUGCCACCAUCCUAUCCCCGACACACACACACGCAAUAGGGGGAAAAUGCACAAAAAACAAUAUUGUUUUUUGAGAUGUUUGGAGUCUGUAAAAUAUAUUUUUCUAAUUAAAAGGUUCCUAGAGGAGACAGUAUAUAGUAACAAAACCCUUUUCUUCCUAUAAUGCACAAUAUUCUGUUUGUGACUAUGCAGUGAAAGUAUACUAAUCAUCGUCUUAAUACAUAUUUUUUCCUCGUGGAGAAGCUCACGGCAUUUACAAAGUGUGUACACAUAUAUGCUAUACACACAGACAGUUUAGUCCUUGUUACUCCUCAAGGAGCAUAGGGGCACAACACCACCUCGUCAGCAGACCCUGUUUUGGGCUGCCCCCCUUAGUUGGGUCCAUGUGGUUCCGACUUCCUUUGCCUCCCUCUCUACUGUUCUUUUCCAAGUCUGCUUUGGUCACAUACACACACAGACAAAUAAACCCAAAUUAGUUUUUUUCCGCCUAAGCUUUUAUAGUUGCUUAUCGUUUCGAAAUCCGUGAAAGGAUACCUGUUAGACACUUGUAGGCCUCUAUAAGGACUGGUGCUUACUGCUAUAGAUGAACAGAAUGAAAACAAAGAGUAUGUAGCAAUCUACAGCCUGAGCAUUAUGAGAACAAUAGUGUAAAGAAAAUGAUGGUAUUAGAAAAGCAAAUCAUGAUUUAGAAGGCACUAAAUGAGCCUCUUCCAGACUAUUUUUGUCUCUUAAAAUGUUUAUUAAUGGUAGUAAAAACCUAAUCAAACAGUUAUCAAGGUAAUGUGCCAAAAAAAAAAAACCCCAAAAAUUAUUUGGACAAUUAAGUGCCAAAUGCUUUAAUGCAAGAUGAAAAUGAAAAAAGGGACACAAAACACCAUAUAAAAGAAAUCAUCUAAAUAAAACAUCUCGCCAUUCUUAAAAAAUGCAUAGGUCAAUAUGACAAUGAAUUGCACACAUUUUCAAAUUUGAAUAUGAACUUAGAUAACUGAUUAGUACACUACUAGACUAUCCUCACACACUACAUGCCCACACCGGCUUAUGUUUAGAUCACUUCCAUAAAAAAAAUGGAUAAAGGGAAAGCCAGUGCACAUACUGUUGUUUCCUGAGGUACACAAACAUACACACACCAUAUUAUGCCAAACUUUGAAUUCACGGCUGUCAUAAUGUAAGUCAAAUAAAUGCAUACCGAUGUAAGAGUACAAAAAUUCUGGAAGCUUGAGUAUUAAAAUGAAGCCAUUAAACUGACAGGAUAACAUUCCAAUAAUAGCUGUCCUUUUGUAAGAAGUUAAUGCAUCAUCAGACAUCUCAUUUCUCAAUAUCUUUUCUCAGUAAUUCUGUUUCUUUUACCAAUGCUAUCCUAAGAGUAAACUGUUAACUACAAUCACUACUGCUGCCACUAGUUACAAAAAAAGAGAAGAUUCUGCGGUUCAUGUCCUUUAAUAAGCAGUUUGGCUUAUCCUUAUAAUUAAAAGAAUAUCAAGAAAUUUCGCUUUCCUGAUUUAAUACAUGAAAGGGACAAAAAUAAAUAUCUGUAACAAAAAUAUUUAGUAAGAAGAAAAUCAAGAAUAUGACACAAAUUAGUGCUGUUUUCUCUUCUGAGCUUGUAUCAAGCUUUCAUAGGUUUCUGAGAACCAAGACUCAUUCAUCAUGGGCUUCAUUGUAUUAACCUGUUCUUCAGCUAAUACGUUCAUCUUGAUUUCAGAAUGUGAAGGUUAAAAAAAAUGUAAUGCUGAUUUUCCUUUAUUUAUUUAGCAAAACUUUAGAGCUCCAGAAUUGAUGAGACAAAUAUCCUUAUGGUUUAUGAGCAGUUUUAUUAUUGGCUAUUAAGUUGUAAAUAAGGUGACCAGACGUCCUGCAUUAGGCAGGACAGUCCCGCUUUUGACCUCGUGUCCCGCCUGAAUAUUGGGCGGGACGCCCAAUGUCCCGCUUUCUGGCUUUCUGGAAGUCCAUCAAAUG
This is a messenger RNA of Pomacea canaliculata, 12118 nucleotides long. RefSeq names its product short transient receptor potential channel 3-like. Lineage: Eukaryota; Metazoa; Mollusca; Gastropoda; Architaenioglossa; Ampullariidae. The record is from RefSeq and is a predicted model, not a curated record. Gene Ontology annotation, molecular function: inositol 1,4,5 trisphosphate binding; protein binding; store-operated calcium channel activity. The transcript has 16 exons. Gene Ontology annotation, cellular component: membrane; cation channel complex. Gene Ontology annotation, biological process: manganese ion transport; regulation of cytosolic calcium ion concentration; calcium ion transmembrane transport. Bases 2286 to 6083 code for a protein of 1265 amino acids.